This is a messenger RNA of Ophidiomyces ophidiicola, 1551 nucleotides long. RefSeq lists its product as uncharacterized. Lineage: Eukaryota; Fungi; Ascomycota; Eurotiomycetes; Onygenales; Onygenaceae. The record is from RefSeq and is a predicted model, not a curated record. Gene Ontology annotation, cellular component: membrane. Gene Ontology annotation, molecular function: transmembrane transporter activity. Gene Ontology annotation, biological process: transmembrane transport. Bases 1 to 1551 code for a protein of 516 amino acids. The transcript has 6 exons.
AUGGGUACCGAUCCUGUCGCCUCACCGCAAUCGAAAGGUAACGAUUACCGAGAUGAGGAUGCUUCUACCGAAAAACAGGAUAAGGGUGUUUCCACGAUUGUAGACGAACCGGAGAUCGAUGACGUGAACGAGGCACGGAGAACCGUAGAGGCUUAUACUUCAGAUGAAGCGAAGCGAGUUCUCAGAAAAGUCGAUUUACGCCUGAUACCGCUGUUAGCAUUUCUCUACCUGCUUGCUUUCAUUGACAGAGGCAACAUUGCAAAUGCAAAGAUUGCAGGUAUGGAGACUGAUCUUAAUAUGCACGGGUCUCAGUACAAUGUGGCCUUGACCCUCUUCUUCAUCCCCUACGCCCUUUUCGAAGUGCCUAGCAAUAUCGUUCUCAAGAUGCUGCGUCCCUCGGUAUGGAUUUCGGUCAUGAUCUUAAUGGGAAUCGUGCAAAACUACGAAGGCCUUCUUGCCGCACGGUGGUUCCUUGGAGUUACGGAGUCUGGCUUCUUCCCUGCAGCAACAUAUUUAUUGACAAUAUGGUACAAGCGCUAUGAAAUCCAGCAACGAAUGGCAAUCUUUUACGCUUCUGCCUCCCUUUCUGGGGCGUUUUCUGGACUAUUAGCUUUUGCUAUUGAGAAAAUGCACGGUGUGGGAAAACUCGCUGGCUGGCGCUGGAUUUUUAUCCUCGAAGGUCUGCUCCCAGUCGUGAUGGCCGCCAUUGUAUGGCGCAUUCUUCCAGAUAGCCCGGAAAAGGCUCGCUUUUUGACCAAAUCUGAAAGGGAUUUCAUCGUUAACCGACUUGCCUUGGAAACUGGAUCUGGCCAUGGAAAAGUCACGAAUUCUGACAAGAUCCGAAUGCAUCAUAUUGUCUCCGCGUUCAAGGAAUGGAAGAUCUGGGCUACUGUUAUUCUUUUCUGGGCAAACUCCAUUGGCGUUUACGGCUUUACAGCAACCGUUCCCACAGUCAUCGCUGACCUAGGCUACACGACAGCUCAUGCACAACUUCUAACUAUUCCUGUCUACGUUGUUGCUAUGGUAUCAACUGUAACUUUUGCGUUCGUUUCAGAUCACUAUAAGCAGCGGACUCCCUUCAUUGUCGCUGGCUAUACCAUUGCCGCUCUCGGCUUUACCGCUCAACUCGCUAUCCCGCAGCCCAAAUUCCCCGGCCUCACAUACGGGAUGCUCUUCCUCGUUGCGGCUGGUCUUUACGCACCCUUUAUUUCCAUCGUUUGCUUAAUUGCCAACAAUCUUGCCCCUUCAUCGAAACGUGCUGUUGGGAUGGCGUUGCUGAUAUCUAUGGGAAAUUUGGGUGGUAUCGCGGGUUCGAAUAUUUAUCGGGCAUCGGAGAAGCCAAAGUAUCCGACAGGAUUUGGGGUGUCACUUGGCAUGUCGCUCAUCGCGAUUAUCAUGACAUUCGUCCUACGCCGUGCAUAUCGAAAGCUAAACGAAGGACGAGAUCGUCUGCUAGCCGAUGAGGGCGAUGAGGUCAUUCGAGGACGAUAUACUGAUCAAGAAUUGUUGGAUUUGGGAGACGAAAGUCCCUUCUUUAGAUACACACUCUAA